Chara braunii is the source of this 2581-nucleotide messenger RNA. Lineage: Eukaryota; Viridiplantae; Streptophyta; Charophyceae; Charales; Characeae. The record is from the annotation of a GenBank genome assembly.
UGAAAAAAAGCAAACCUGGGCGGCAACGGCGGUCAUCUCAUCCUCUCUUUUCAUUAUUAUCAUGAUUCAUUCAAACUUUACUUAUUUGAAAUUCUUAGCAGGAUUUGCACAUUUAUAUUUUCAAUCUCUCUCAAGGUGUGGCAGAUAUUGUUUGUUGGCUGCAUGUUCUCUUUCCGAGAUGCUGUGAGAGUUCAGCUUUGAUGAUUUCCUAAUGGAUCUGAAGCAGAGCCGGCGGAAAACCAUCCGACAAGAGCGCAAGAAGAUUAAAUUGCAAGGCCUCACACUGAAGAGACUUCGAGGCAACGACAUUAAGGUGAUGAUCAUCGUCGGAUGGGGCCAGGUGUACUUGACGCGGGAAUUCUUUCAUAUGAUUGGCUCAAGAAUGGGCGACCAGGUGAUGCUGAUUAUUGCGGAGGAUAGCGUCGGCAGAAUGGUGGGGGGUGCUCUGAAUUUUGUUGGGGAAGAUAGCCUCUUCGGUCGAAAUUGGGGAUGCCGACCGGGAACGUACUACGACUGUCUUCACUUUGAGGCAUGCUACUACCAGGUUGAUAUGGAAAUGGACCUCCUCAACCAGUGUAACCCGUUCAAGGACAGGACGAAGUCAUCACAGGCCUAAAACUGUCUUUCGGCAUUUCGGUCUGCUGAGUGUUCCAUGGUUACUAUGUCUGUAAUACUCCUUAUGUAUAUUCUAUUAGUUCUAUCGUCUUGAAGAAAAGAGCAGGAGGGUUCAAACUUUGGAGUGGACAACGCGCGACGCGAUUGAUCCCACAAAGUUAUGACAGAGUGGCUCUGUGAUCUUCCUCCCAGGGGCAAACAUCAGAAACAGAUGCUGCUUCUUCUAGCAGGGUAUAAUAAUGCUCUAAUGGGAGAGUUGUGGGACAGGCAGAAUCAUACCGGUGUGUUCUCCAUCCAUUUGGGCCUACACUGCACCUGUUCAGGCAUCAGAGAAAGAAACAAUCUAUUCUAGAAAACAGGGGAGCGUUGAUGCAAUAGAUUGGACUUCUCUUCGAGUUUCAGGCUGUGAUUGUUCGUAGAGAGACCAGAAAGAUAUGGAGAAGAAGAAAGUUGUUCAGGUAGGAGUGUCCCGUGCAGCGGGGCAGGUUUCAGUUAUAAAGUGUUGCAGACAAAAGGCUGCACUUUGAUUGUUCGUAGAGAGCAGAAAGAUAUGGGGAAGAAGACAAAGGGCUUUUUGACGACCACGGAAGGAGGAGAAGGAGAAAAUAGGACAGUAAUGUACAGCACAGCGAAGGCAAGCAUUUCCAGACAAAGUACCUUUUGGAAAAAGGAGAAGGAGAAUGCUUGGCAUGGGAUGGCGCGUUGACAUUCAGCUAUGCGAUAGUCGAUUGGAGGGAGAUCGUUGAGAUGUGAGCCGGAUGCAUGUGACUGUGCGGCGGCGGCGGCGGCAGCGGAGGAGGAGGAGGAGGAGGAGGAGCUACCAGGGGUCCUUCGCAGCAUGUACGCGAUGAAGGAGGAGGAGAGAAUAGGACAGUGAGGUACAGCACAGCGAAGCAAAGCAUUUCCAGACAAAGUACCUUUCGGAGAAAGGAGAAUGAGAAGGAGAAUGCUUGGCACGGGAUGGCGCGUUGACGUUCAGCUCUGCGAUAGUCGAUUGGAGGGAGAUCGUUGAGAUGUGAGCCGUAUGCAUGUGACUGUGCGGCGGCGGAGGAGGAGGAGGAGGACGAGGACGAGGACGAGGACGAGGACGAGGACGAGGAGGACGAGGAGGACGAGGAGGAGGAUGAGCUGCCAGGGGUCCUUCACAACGUGUACACGAUGAAGGAGCUGUCUUGCCAUUUCUCUGAACUUUCUGAAAGUGGAUCUGCUACUAUGGAUCCUUCAGGGACAUUGCAGCCCUUUAUAAAAAAAAUGGGAAUGAUACACAGAAGAUUAGCGAGGGCCCUGCACACGCAUAAGAAAGAAAAGAAAAGAAAAGAAAAAAAGGAUCUUCUGCUAGACGGCUAGCGAGUGCUGUCCAAUGAUUGUGUUCCUGAAUAUACAACUGCCAACUGGAACAAGGACGAGGAGAGAAAAUGGCAAAAUGCGAUCGAAGUCCCUAAAAUGGCAUUCAUGGAAGUAGCCUUGUUGAUUCCAAUGAGUGUUCUGGCGAAGUUUCGGACGAAUCGUCAUCGUCUGUGUCUACGGCGGCCGGCUCGGUGAAAGGUUUGGUGCAAUCAGCAAAUUGGCGGCAAUAGCUUGGUCUAUGGUAGCAACCGCGCUGUCUAUUCUCUAGCAAUUUGCAAAAGGGACUGCUAAGGAAUUCCGCACGAUCCCAGCCAGUCCCUUUCCCUCAUUAGGACAACUGUCUUCAUUCAUCAACUUCAGACUCUCUGCUCCUGUUGCCCCACUCUCCCUUUCCCUCCUACCUGGUACUUUGUGUGUAUUAUUAUAGGUAGUGAUGGCUUGGGUACUUUUGAAAGUUUGAUAAGAAUAGUCUGUAGACUCUGUACAAUAUCCUCUUUCAGCUUUCAUUGGAUUUGUAUGAAAUUGUCUUUUCACACUUCUUGUCUUCACAAGUGGAUGGACUGCAUUCAACAUGUCAUAUAAAAAAGUAUAAAAAUAAAAAUAAAAGGAAGGGAAAGGC